UAUGCGAGAUAAGCACACCUUUAAUGCGCAAGGUCGCAAUAUGAUGUGAGAUACAGAAUAACCAGGUUUUGUAAUAAAAUACGAAAUUUCUCCCAGAGCUUUAUAUGUUGACAAAAAUGGCUGUAUUUCUGAAGAUCACCAAUGCUGGAUUUACCAAACUAAAUAUGACUUGUACGGUUAUUAUUUUAAUAUACUGUUCCAAUUUCUGGACGAGUAUUGUAGCUUCUUCGGAUUCAAUAUACGACUCAUCCAACGACCGUACAACGAGGUCGAACAAAGAUAUUCCUGAUCCCAAUAUUGCACUUGAAGGACAAUGUGUUGUGGUAUGCGAUGCAAAGGUGGUGGGAUUGAAACAAGCGUCGGACGACCCAAAACCUUUGAAGACAAACCGUGUUGAAUUGGAUUCUACCGGCGAUGACAACAUUUCCGACCCUCCGACUAACUUUUGGGAUAAAAUAUCUGGACCUGUAUGCGAUGGGCUGGUUAAUGUCGGCCGACGCAGUAGAAAAGUUGCAUUUUCAGCAAAACGAAGUAUUGACCUUACUGCGCCAGAUACAGCUAUGAAUGGGAAAACAACCGUUACUUUUGAUCACGUGUUGGUGAAUAUUGGAAACGGGUUCAAUAUGGAGAGCAGCACGUUUGUGGCACCUGUUAGUGGAGUUUAUUCCUUGUAUUUUCAAGUCUACAGACUGUACAACAAAAAUCCGCUAACCAUCGACCUUCAUGUCAACGGAAUUCCGGUUUUACGUGGAUUUGCAGACGGAGAGAGUGCUAAUCAUAAUUCUGCGCACAACAGUGGGAUGAUACAUUUAGUAGCACUUGAUCGUGUUGAUGUCAAAGUCAGUGGUGGGAACUUGGACAGCGGAUGGAAAUAUUCUACUUUUUCGGGAUAUUUAGUUUUUGAGGACGAAAAUUUUUAAUUUUAGUCAUCUCAAUUUUUCUCUACUGUAGCGAACGAGAAAUUCGUCACUGGUCGUCCAGAUCUUUAAUAAAAUAUUAA
Styela clava is the source of this 1000-nucleotide messenger RNA. The record is from RefSeq and is a predicted model, not a curated record. Lineage: Eukaryota; Metazoa; Chordata; Ascidiacea; Stolidobranchia; Styelidae.